AUGGAUUACCACAACCUGUUAUUGCUACACAUUUUAACAUCAACCGUUAGAAUAUAUCUCGCCUUGUUCGACGAAACAACGCUACCGGCUCCGUUUCUGACCGUCGACGUCCGGGUGCAAUGCUUCCAACGAAAACACGUCAAUACAUUAUAUCCGUCAUACGGCGAAGUUAUUCCAACACCACCGGAGGUGGCAAUCCUUCCUAGCACGGUUCCCGGCGCCGAUGUAGGCGUCUACAGCACGGGGAUCAUCAAGAGGGGGACAGAGAUGGGGCCGUUUCCGGGUGUCUACGUGUCUCCUUGGGGCGGGGGCGGACGGGAGACGUAUACGGAAGCAUGGGAGAUAUUAAACAGUGACGGCAGCGUCCUGGCAUACCUUACAGCAGUUGGUUGCCCUGCCAACUGGCUGACGCACAUGCAGUGUGCACGUGGUGAGCACGAGCAGAACGUGGAGGCGGUACAGGUCGGCGUUAGCAUCUUCUACCGGGCCACCAAGGAUAUACCCCGAGGGAAAGAACUACUUGUAUGGUACGGACGGACGUACAAACUGUACAUGGGACUUCCUGGGAUCCCCCCAUUACCGCCCACACAGGAAGUCAAUCAAAUACUCGACACAGACCGGAAGUCGUGCGCCAGGUGGCUCUGUGUCGUGUGCAAACGAGGCUUCAACUCCCGUAGCAACCUGCGCUCGCACAUGCGCAUUCACACGCACGAGCGGCCGUUCACGUGCAAGUACUGCGCGCGCAAGUUCAGUCAGUCUUCAACGCUCAGAAAUCACAUUAGACUACAUACAGGUGAGAAGCCAUACACGUGCGUCACGUGCCGAAGUUCGUACUCCCAGCUGGCCGGUCUGCGCGCGCACCAGCGUAGCUCCGCCCACAGACCAGGGAAAAACAAACAUAUCGUCGUUUGAAGCACGAUAAUUUCCAAACUUGUCGGUCUUGGUCAGAUAGCAAAUCGACGUGCCCCAUCUACAUCUUCUACGCUUAAGGGAUUUUAAAAAAGAGUUGGUAUAUAAUUAAUGUUUAUCAUGGCGGCGUGCAGAAAACAUGAUCCAUCCAAGUUGCUUCAAUGUCAUAGCCAAACAGAUGGAAAUUUACAUGUCGGCUACAGAACUUGACGUUCAUGGUAUAUUAAUUGCUGAUCACAUCCAAACAUUGUUCCAGUGAUAUUUAAAUGUCAAUGCAAUCCAUUUCUGAAGGGCAAUCCCCUGUAGGCAUUUACUGGUUUAUUAUCGUUAGCACCAGUGCUGCACAACUGCCCUAUUUUAAGAAUUGACAUUUU
This is a messenger RNA of Mya arenaria, 1283 nucleotides long. RefSeq names its product PR domain zinc finger protein 12-like. Gene Ontology annotation, molecular function: protein binding. The record is from RefSeq and is a predicted model, not a curated record. Gene Ontology annotation, biological process: neurogenesis. Lineage: Eukaryota; Metazoa; Mollusca; Bivalvia; Myida; Myidae. The transcript has 7 exons. Bases 1 to 912 code for a protein of 303 amino acids. Gene Ontology annotation, cellular component: nucleus.